CUUCUUCCAUUUAUUAAUUCAGUUUCGUUAAAGACUCAAAAACUUCCAAAACUCGAUCGAUAUAUCGGACUCAGCGACCCUCGCACAACUACUCUGCUAAAUCUACACACAACACAAAAAACCUCGAUCGCCGGCAACAAUGGCGAAGCUCACACUUCUCUUCUUCCUUUCCUUUCUCAUCUUCUCCUCAUGCAUCGCUUUCCAAUCAGACGAACUCCUCGUUGACGACGAUGAAUUUGGUCUAGAAGGAGCAAAGCCCCGCUCCACCGAUCUUCACACAUCAUCUUCUUCUUCUCCACAGCAGCAGCAACAGACUCCAACUAUCCGGAGAAGAUACUCAGAUCCUACCGAUUUGGAUUCCAAAGUCCAAUUUACUCUCGAACAUGCUUUCGGAGAUUCCGAUUUCUCCCCCGCCGGUACUUUCUCCGCUCGUCUCAAAACCUGGAGUCAUGGCGGAAAGACAUUAACGAAGCUGCGAUUCUCUAGGAAUGAUUUUUCUGCUGAAGAGAAAGAAGCAUUCAAGAAUCUGUUGAAAGGAGAUGACUUUUAUCGGAUUAGGCUUCCAUCUAAUGUGGUCAGUCCACCAGGGAGAGAGUUUGUGAUUGCAUCAGUGAGAGCUAGAUGUCUACCACGGGAUGGCUUGGAUGAGCAUUUCAUUAUACACAUGGAAGGUGCCAACAUCUUGGCAGUUAGUUAUGGUUCUCCUGGGGCGUGUCAAUAUCCUCGACAGUUGAAACUUCCAGCAAAAUGGUCGUUUAACUCGCACACCAUCCUGAAAAGCAGUGAGCAGGCGCCAAGAACUCCAAUAUUCACUGAGGAGAUUCUAGGUGGUGAGAAUGUAGAGGGAGAAGUUGAACCGCCACCAGAGAGAUCAUUUUGGGCAAAAUAUUGGAUGUAUUUGAUACCGCUGGGACUCGUAGUGAUGAACGCUGUAACACAAGCAUCAAACAUGGCUGAAGAACCCGCAGGUGGACAGGCAGGAGGUGCACAAAUGCAACCAGCUGCCAGGAGAAGAUGAUUCCACUUUGACUUCUCCCAAAGCAAUCAAAGCUUAUGUUGUUGUAGCUGCAGCUGCUAAGAGACGAUGAAUCAACAGAUCUUCAUGUAGAACCAUCUUGUCAUCAUUUGGUUUUAUGUAACCUUUAAUUUUAAUCCUAGGUCGGUGUUUUUGUACUCAGCAAAUGAGAAAUAAAAAAUCUGCGAACUUGAUAGCAUCUUUGUUAACUAGAGGCUUCAUGACAUCUCAAGAAUAAAGAUAUUGAGCAUCA
This is a messenger RNA of Arabidopsis lyrata subsp. lyrata, 1268 nucleotides long. RefSeq names its product ER membrane protein complex subunit 10. The record is from RefSeq and is a predicted model, not a curated record. Lineage: Eukaryota; Viridiplantae; Streptophyta; Magnoliopsida; Brassicales; Brassicaceae. Bases 140 to 1018 code for a protein of 292 amino acids. The transcript has 9 exons.